AUGAAGCUCGCUCUCUUCAAAGAAGAGACACCGCCGUUACUGGCUGUACUUCAAGCUACAGACGAGUCCCUCCAUCCUCGCCCAUCGGACUCUCAACUACUUCAGAUGCCACAGGGGCGCCAGCGGGCGCAAAGGGAGGGGCAGCGGACACAGGCUGCAGUCGAACGGUUUGCACGUAGAAGGGUCCUGGUGAUAGGGGACUCCAAUGUGGGGAGGGCCGAACAGGGCGUGAUGGCGAGAGUGAAGGCGGACGGGCGAGUACAGGUGGAGGCGCAAGCGGGCAAGGGCAUGGCGGAAGCAAUGACCAAGGAGCGGGAAGUAGUUGGGGUCAGCACGGAGAGCGACAGCUUGGUCAUUAUGCAUUCUGGGUUCAAUGGCGUGCUUAAGGGGAGAAGCCAGGACCUUGAGAGGCACAUUGAGACUGGGCUGAGUAAGCUUAGAGAGGCCUCUGGGAGGGUGCAUGUGACCAUAUGCACUAUCCCAGAGGUCCAGGGCCAGGCUUACCAGGUAGAAAGGAGGGUGGUUGAGGCCAAUCGGGUCAUUAGGAGUCUGAGCGGACGACUCGGGUACAGCGUGAUGGAGGUCAACAGGGACGUGUACGGAACCGGCUUCCGGCCUUUUGUGCAGGAUGGCAUUCACUACAGUGGUGCCACUGGCAAAAGGAUAGGGGGCAGGAUGGGUCGCCAGGCAACAGCUUUUUUAGGGGGACCCAGAGCCCUGAAAGAAGCAGUGUAGGCGUGGACGAUUCGAGGCAGGAGCCACAAACACGCAAACAUCGGUACUGUAGGAGAGGUGACAGGAAUAAGCGCAAGAGCCAAAUUAAGUCAGACAUAGGGUUCAUUAACAUGCAAGGUGGCAGAAAUAGGCUAAAAUGGGAGGAAAUCGAAGAACAACUAAGACAGGAGAACUUAAUGGUUUAUGGUUUUGUAGAGACACAUCUUAGGGACAUGGAACAACCGCCCUGUAACCCUGAUUAUGCAUGGGAAUACUGCAACAGAGUGCAGGGUAGCAGAAAGGGUGGGGGAAUUGGAGCACUCAUUCAUAAAAAUACAAAUUGGCAAAGGGUCAAACAGGAAUGCAAGGAGCAUUUAUGGCUAAAAGGAAAAGUAGCAGGGGCGAAAACACUUCUAGGCUUUGUAUACCUUUGGACAGGAUCAAAUGCUAAAGAGGAAAACAAAAAAAAUGUUGGACUGUAUAGCAGCGGACAUCAAUGAGCUAGGAAAAGGAUGUGAAGUAAUUGUAUUAGGAGACAUGAAUGCGCAUGUUGAAGAUAUGGAUGGGUACACAGACUCCACAGGUAACAUGCUGCUGGAUAUGUGUGAGAGGCUUAACUUAGUUGUCUGUAACUCUACUGAAAAGUGUGACGGGAUCAUAACAUGGGAGGUAGGGGGUCGACACUCGACAAUAGAUUAUGCGUUAAUGUCACAUAGGAUGUACGAUAGAUUAGGAGCCAUGAUUAUAGAUGAACAGGGCUCCAGAAGUAUAGGUAGCGACCACAAACGUAUCAAGUUGAGUUUUAAGAGGGAAACUAAAGCACGAACGACGCGCGAGGA
Molecule: messenger RNA, 1553 nt
Organism: Dermacentor andersoni
Lineage: Eukaryota; Metazoa; Arthropoda; Arachnida; Ixodida; Ixodidae
Source: RefSeq, a predicted model, not a curated record